Messenger RNA from Phytophthora sojae, 666 nucleotides. RefSeq lists its product as hypothetical. The transcript has 3 exons. Lineage: Eukaryota; Oomycota; Peronosporomycetes; Peronosporales; Peronosporaceae. The coding region runs from base 1 to 666 and encodes 221 amino acids. The record is from RefSeq and is a predicted model, not a curated record.
AUGGCGGACACAUCUGCACUCUGCGUAGCGCAACCAUUCAAGGAGUGUGUGUACCAAAGGUUCGUAGUGCCGUCUCUAAUCAGUCAUGACCGAGACCCGCGCUUUAUGAGCGAGGUCUUCCAAGCCUUUGCUGAGAUGAUGCAGAGCUACGUUGAGCUAUCGGCGCUAGCUAACGGCCUGCAAGAACGAUCGGCCAACACGGCGGUGCAAUUAGUGCAAGUGCAGCAGGAAGUGGUGCUGGAAAUGUCAAAGGAGUGCCAAGCAGUCGAGAAGGCUAGGCGAGCUCAGAAGCACGACGAGGCAUUGCGUCGAGGAGAACGCGCUGCGCUAUCAGCCUCCGCGGCUGAUGAAACUUCGGAGGAUGGACCAACAGAUGAGAGCAUUGGAUCAUGGUGGCAUGACCCAUUCCGUAUCAAGACGAAGGUUGAUAAGAACGCGUAUGAACUAGAAUCGCCCGACAAGGGUGGUUAUCGGCUCUAUCCGGUAGCGCCCUUGUCUCGACUGAAGGCAGUGAAAGAGUUGGCGACCGACCGGGACACCGAGGUGACCGAAGAGACGCGACUAGACUUCGAUGAGGAGCUGUCCCCGGGGGAUAGUUGGGAACCUGACCACCUGACGGGUGAGUAUGAGGUUGAAGCUAUCCUGCAAGACCGAAUUCCCUCUUGA